AUGACACACUCUAUUUGGGAUUUAUGCAAGCCGCACGAACAUGUUGCACCUACUGAAGAGAACGAAGAUCAUGAAGAAGUUGUUUACGACGCGACGACUUUUGUACAUGAGUCACUUGAAUCCGUUGUGUCAAUUCUGAAUCGAGGCGUUUUGACAUUGUCAAGCGGCGUGAAUCUCGUUGCUGCUCUUCGCGAUGCUGAUAUGGUACAAGGAUACCGGUCCUGUUUGGCACCCACUUUUGUAUAUGUAGCCACCAUGUACAGUCAACAAGGGAAACAGCGUCAUGUCAUUGAUAUAUGUGACCAAGGACUUCAAGUUGUUGACACCCAGGAUACGCACUAUGCUAUGCUACAACGACUCCGACAGGAUGCUGUGCAACGUGAGAACAUACGCAUUGACCCAAUCAAGCAGCUGCCUUUUGAUCUCCUUUCGACAUCGCUCAUUCGCAUUCUUAUGGAGGAUGAUGAACCUUUGGAUUCAGUGGAACCCUGCCCCUAUUUGUAUGUGUCAAAAGUAUGGCGUGAGUGUAUCAUCCAAUGCCUUGGCGGAUUACGUUUUCGGACUGGACACCAGCAAAUGGAAAACCUUGAAGAGCCAUCGCAAAUCAGCAUUUUCGCUCGCUAUACCAAGUCAUUGUGUAUUUCGUACCACUCCAAAGGAUCAUGGCUAUGCGAUUUGCUGCGUCGUAACGACUUUUGCAUGCUGCAAGAGUUAAUCAUUGAGAAGCAUUGUGUCAUGUUCGUGGAUGACUUUUUUUUAUCAUUGACUUCAGUCGGCGGCACUUUGACUCAUUUACGAAGGGAUGACAUCUAUGAGCGAUCAAACAGGAGCCCUUCACCAUUUGCACGAGUACUCUUGAACUGCCCGAACCUUGUUUCACUCGAAAUAUUCCAGCGCAAUGACAACUAUCUCACACAACUACCAAAGAUGACAUGGCCCAAAGUGACGACAUUGGCGAUUGUGAAUGCAGUUGACGUUUUUGGCUUUGACGAGAUAAAAGCAAUGUGUGAGCGUUUUCCAUCCCUCAAACAGCUUACGAUUGAUUCAUGCCCUGAUCUGCAAUCAACAUCGAUCAUCCAUCAAUAUUACCCAUCCAUGAGAAGUCUUCACGUUACGGGUAAAUUCCCUCAUGUUGUUCUUCGCUACUCUGAUCAAGGACCUGAAUGUGAUCAACCAGGGAUAACGGAUCUUGCGAUUUGCAUGGAUAAAUGGAAUCGUCUCUUACCUACACCCAAGCUCAGUUUACUAUUCAAGCGGCACCAUCAGACACUUGAAAGUAUCAAAAUGGAGAUCCAUACCGCCAUUGACGACGCAAGCAUUUACAACAUCCAAUACCCUCGACUCAAAAAGCUACAUCUCGAUAAGAGUGGAUGGUGGAUACCACGCAAUGCACCCAUGCUAGAAGACCUAUGCAUCGCAUCAACAACAUUCAGCACGCACCCUGUAGUGCUUGACACAAUACCACCCAAGUUGAAGCAGCUGAAACUGGAAUUUGGUGGUGAUGGAUCUCAUUUUGGCGACAAAUCACCCAUCGAAGGAUACCUCGAUCGCUAUGUCAAUCAUCCUCAUUUACGAGAGCUCGCUAUUCACACCAACAACAUGAACACCAUGAACAACGUCCUUCAUUCAAUUUGUCAUCUGUCUCAGCUGCAGUCAUUGUCCUUUGCCUAUCAUGAGUGGGAUGCCAAUGAAAUGGAAAGCUUUUUUCACCAACUUGUCCAUGCAUGCCCUGAUUUAGCCAAGCUUUUGUUUACCUGCAUCAAAGCGCCAUCGAUGGCUGCCAUGCUUGCCUUGAAGCAACUAGCGAAUCUGCAGCACAUUGGGAUUUUGAUGGAAACUUUGGAUGAGGAUCAUGGUUUUUGGGAAGCUCUCAACGCGUUAACACCACUCAAGCAUGUUGCUAUCAAUGGGUCCAAGGCAGUUAACAUGAAUGAAAUCCGCCGGCUCAAGGAGCGUAGACCUGAUUUGACGACUACUCUCAGCUGA
Molecule: messenger RNA, 1986 nt
Organism: Lichtheimia ornata
Lineage: Eukaryota; Fungi; Mucoromycota; Mucoromycetes; Mucorales; Lichtheimiaceae
Exons: 2
Coding region: 1-1986 (661 amino acids)
Biological process (GO): SCF-dependent proteasomal ubiquitin-dependent protein catabolic process
Cellular component (GO): SCF ubiquitin ligase complex
Source: RefSeq, a predicted model, not a curated record